AUGCCCAACAGCAUCAAGACAAGAGAUAAGGAGAAGAAGAAGAAGGAGAGUAUCUUGGACCUCUCCAAGUACAUCGACAAAACCAUCCGGGUGAAGUUCCAGGGUGGGAGAGAAGCAAGUGGUGUCUUGAAAGGAUUUGACCCUCUUCUGAACCUUGUGCUUGAUGGUACCAUUGAAUAUAUGCGAGAUCCAGAUGAUCAAUACAAAUUAACAGAAGACACACGUCAGCUGGGACUUGUGGUCUGCAGAGGGACUUCUGUGGUUCUUAUUUGUCCGCAGGACGGAAUGGAAGCUAUUCCAAACCCUUUCAUCCAGCAGCAAGAUGGGUAGUGCUUUCUUUGGAUUGUCUCUGAAGACUUCAAGGGUGCAAAUCAUUGGAGAAAACUGUCAGUGUGUGAGAAGCUUCCUGUUUUGGGGGAGGAGUUUGAAUGUGUAUUUGUUAGUGUGAAAGAACAUUCAACUUUUAUUUUUGUGGCUUUCCAUAAAUGAUGAGAGGAUUUGGCAUGGUGUGUAAGAAUUAAGUUCCAAUUCCCCCUGCCCCCAAAUAAAUGUGUAACUACAUUGUUUAGAGCUUACAGGAGAGAAUGUACUGUUACGGAAUUGUCUGAGACCCUCUUGAUCUUGUGAGUUUUGAAACAACCACAUAAAAUUAGUAAAGAAUGCCCUGAAUAUUGGUUACAUCUUUAAAUACAUUAAAAUGUAUUUAAUCUAAAGCCUAAAUACAUUAGAAUAUGUUCUUCCUCUUAGAUGUCAGUACUCGGCGGGGAAGCAUUGUGUUGUAGUCUUCCUGCUG
Molecule: messenger RNA, 793 nt
Organism: Opisthocomus hoazin
Lineage: Eukaryota; Metazoa; Chordata; Aves; Opisthocomiformes; Opisthocomidae
Source: RefSeq, a predicted model, not a curated record